Molecule: messenger RNA, 835 nt
Organism: Aedes aegypti (yellow fever mosquito)
Lineage: Eukaryota; Metazoa; Arthropoda; Insecta; Diptera; Culicidae
Gene: Ggamma1
Product: guanine nucleotide-binding protein subunit gamma-1
Exons: 2
Coding region: 318-530 (70 amino acids)
Biological process (GO): G protein-coupled receptor signaling pathway
Cellular component (GO): heterotrimeric G-protein complex
Molecular function (GO): G-protein beta-subunit binding
Source: RefSeq, a predicted model, not a curated record
GUCCAUCUUGUUUCUCCAUCCGUCAGAAUAAACUUUUCACCACCCAAUCCAAUAAUUUUCGCCAUUUCUUUCAUUGCGGUACAUUUUUCGCAAUUUUCCUGAUAAAUCGCCUCGUAAAAGUGUUCAAGUUUAGAUCCAUUUACACAUUCACCUGCGUAGAAUCGAAAUAAAGUGAAAAACCACGGGAAACUGUUCCGAUUUGUGUACAAAAUCGGAAUAAAAGUGAGCCACCAAAAGAGGGAAGCAGCCGGGGGAGUGUUUGUGCUAGAGGUCAGAGGGAAAUCUUUACCAAGAUAGGGCUUUCAGAGACGGCCGUAAUGGACAUCAUGGCUUCGAACCUUCAACAGCAGCGGGCCAUCACCGAGCAGUUGAGGCGGGAGGCCGCGAUCCAGCGGGUUCCGGUCACGCAAGCCGUGGCCGACAUCGUCAAGUACGUAACGGAGCACGAAGCGGAAGAUUGCCUGCUGGUGGGCUUCUCCAGCCAGAAGGUGAAUCCCUUCCGGGAGAAGAGCUCCUGCCAGAUUCUGUAAGGUGACGGAGAACCCAGUUCCCAGUCGGAAACAAGGAGCGGAAUCUCAAACGGAGGAGCUAAUGGCCAACCGAAUAAUGGACUUAUUCAAUGUGUAUAUUGUAUGGGCUGGAUACGUGAAUUAUUGUCGACUUGUGGAGUCAUUUGUGAUGUUCCCCGCCAUCGUUGUGCGAAUAGAGCUUGAAUGUCGGAGCAUUGUGAAGUUUGUCAAUUCAUGGAACAAAAUUCUCCGGCGAACGUUAAAAACCGUCGUAAGUUCACCCUAUGCUACACACCCCGGUGAUCACAAGCCGUCGUACGUAUGAU